UUUAAAAGAGGGCAGCUAUGGAUGGAGAAGAGAAGUCAUCCUCUGCUCGGCAUUAUCGUGUUGUCUUACUGGGAAAAACAGGAAAUGGGAAAAGUGCUACUGGAAACAACAUCUUGGGAAGAAAAGCUUUCCUUUCAAAGUUAAGCUUUAAAACUGUAACACAAGAAGUUAAAUAUGAAAGCAUCAACAUAGAUGGAGCGAAUCUUACAAUUUAUGACACACCAGGAUUAUUUGACCCUGACAACGAACUGAGCCCUGAAGAGAUGUUAUAUCAGGGGCUUCCAGAGUUAUAUAUGCCAGACCCGCUUGUGAUUCUGCUGGUGAUCAGACCUACAAGAUUCACUCCAGAAGAGAAAAGAACCGUUGAGAUUAUUGAAGAUUAUUUGACGGGCGGGCUCGUAAAAAACACCUGGAUCAUAUUCACUGGAGGAGAUGAGCUGGAGAGAGAAGGUCUCACCAUAGAGGAUUUAAUCGAAGAAUCAGAGGAUCUGAAAAAAGUUGUCCAGAAAUUUGACAACAGAUACUUUGUCUUUAAUAAUGUCACACAACAUCCUGAACAUCAUGAAGUGAAAAAACUGAUUAAAGCCAUUAGAAAUGUUCAACCUCUGAGAUCUCCAGAGAUAGACACUUUUCUACAGAGAAAGUCACCAGCUGAGCAUGAAACCAGCACCAAUAAGAGGAGGUUACUUCUUCUGGGGAAGUCCGGCUCUGGAAAGAGUGCAACAGGGAACACCAUACUGAGACAAAAUCUGUUUAAAUCUGAGCUCAGCUUAAGCUCAGUAACAAAACAGUGUGAAAUGCAUACAUCAGGUGUUUUAGGGAGAGAAGUGUCCAUCGUUGAUACUCCUGGAUUUUCAGAUCUAGCUUCAAAACCUGAAGAUUUAGCCAAAGAAAUGGCAAAUAGUGUUGCCCUCUGCAGUCCAGGGCCUCAUGCCUUCCUGUAUGUGGUGUCACUCACAGGAAAAAUCAAACAGGAAGAUGAAAAUCACAUAAAAAAUAUUGAAAUGAUUUACGGAGAAGACGUAGCAAAGUACAUAAUCCCUGUAUUCACCCACAGCGAUCAGUUAGAGGGAAAGAGUGUGGAAGAUCUCAUCAGAGAGAAUAAAACUCUUAGCAGUUUUGUUCAGCAGUGUGGAGGAAGAUACCACAUCAUGAACAAUAAAGACAUGAGAAACAGAAAACAGGUGACAGACCUACUGCAGAAGAUUGACACAAUGACCGAGCAGAACGGAGGAGGACACUACAGUAACCAGAUGCUUGAAGAUGCUCAGAGAUUCAGACGAGAGGAAGAAGAGAGACAGAGAGAGAGAGAAGAGAGGAGACCGAGAGAUGAUCUACAUACUGAACCUGUGCUGGGAGCAAAGGAAAGCUGGACUCGGAGAGCAUGGAAGAAUACUAAAGAAUUUGUAUACAAGAAAUUCUUUAGGCAUUUUAUUACUGCAGCUCAAAUG
Messenger RNA from Sinocyclocheilus rhinocerous, 1451 nucleotides. RefSeq names its product GTPase IMAP family member 8-like. The record is from RefSeq and is a predicted model, not a curated record. Gene Ontology annotation, molecular function: GTP binding. NCBI's taxonomy places the organism in Eukaryota, Metazoa, Chordata, Actinopteri, Cypriniformes, Cyprinidae. The transcript is spliced from 2 exons. The annotation marks the transcript as partial.